Molecule: messenger RNA, 2520 nt
Organism: Oncorhynchus nerka (sockeye salmon)
Lineage: Eukaryota; Metazoa; Chordata; Actinopteri; Salmoniformes; Salmonidae
Product: protein phosphatase 3 catalytic subunit alpha-like
Exons: 14
Coding region: 322-1887 (521 amino acids)
Biological process (GO): calcineurin-NFAT signaling cascade
Cellular component (GO): cytoplasm; calcineurin complex; cytosol
Molecular function (GO): calmodulin-dependent protein phosphatase activity; calmodulin binding
Source: RefSeq, a predicted model, not a curated record
UCCUCCUUUCGCCAUUCCGGGGUGUCGCCGCACCACAGAGCGCACUGAGGGAGUCCUGCGAAGAGAGGCAGCCCAGUACGCUCCAGGCCUCUUCACACCUUCAUCCAGGCCACACGGUUCCCCAGCAUGCCCCAGAAGACAGGUAUCCGCUCAUUAUUUCCCCAGAGACCCGCCGCAGACCUCCCCAGCAGCCCCGUUUGAAAGAUUACGGCGACACCGAGGGAUGCUACUGCAGCAAACGCACCCCGCAACUGCAAACAUUCUCGACGUCUGCCCGAGGACCAGAUACAUUUGGUUGGCCCCUGACAGAAGCCCCCGAGGAUGUCCGACAGCGGUGCGAGCAUGAACUCCGACGAUCGGCCGGUUAAAACGGUCCCCUUCCCCCUGAGCCACAGGCUCUCCAUGAAGGAGGUGUUUGACUGUGAGGGGAAGCCCAGAGUAGACCUGCUAAAAGCCCACCUCACCAAGGAGGGUCGUCUGGAGGAGGUGGUGGCCCUACGUAUCAUCAAUGAGGGAGCCGCCAUCCUGCGCCAGGAGAGGACCAUGCUGGAUAUAGAGGCCCCAGUCACAGUGUGUGGAGACGUCCACGGUCAGUUCUUUGACCUGAUGAAGCUGUUUGAGGUGGGCGGCUCCCCCGCGACGACACGCUACCUCUUCCUAGGGGACUACGUGGACCGGGGCUACUUCAGUAUUGAGUGUGUGUUGUAUCUGUGGUCGUUGAAAAUCCUCUACCCAAAGACGUUAUUUCUUCUACGGGGAAACCAUGAAUGUAGACACUUGACAGAAUAUUUCACUUUCAAAACAGAAUGUAAGAUAAAGUACUCUGAGCAGGUGUAUGACUCGUGUAUGGAUGCGUUUGACUGCCUGCCGCUGGCUGCUCUGAUGAACCAGCAGUUCCUGUGUGUCCAUGGAGGGCUCUCACCAGAGAUCCACACGCUCGACGACAUCAAAAAGCUGGACAGGUUCAAGGAGCCUCCAGCGUUCGGACCCAUGUGUGACCUGCUGUGGGCCGACCCACUGGAGGACUUUGGCAACGAGAAGACACAAGAAUACUUCGGCCACAACACAGUCAGGGGCUGCUCCUACUUCUACAGUUACCCUGCGGUGUGUGAGUUUCUACAGACCAACAACUUAUUGUCUGUCAUCAGAGCACAUGAAGCGCAGGAUUCUGGGUACCGGAUGUACAGAAAGAGUCAGACGACAGGCUUCCCCUCCCUCAUCACCAUCUUCUCAGCACCUAACUACCUGGACGUCUACAACAACAAAGCGGCGGUUCUGAAGUAUGAGAACAACGUGAUGAACAUCCGCCAGUUCAACUGUUCCCCUCAUCCCUACUGGCUGCCCAACUUCAUGGAUGUCUUCACCUGGUCCCUGCCUUUCGUUGGAGAGAAAGUGACAGAGAUGCUGGUGAAUGUUCUCAGUAUCUGUUCAGAUGAUGAGCUCAUGGAGAAUGACGGAGAGGAAGAGGUCUAUGAUGCCAAUGCAGCGGCAGCUAGGAAAGAGGUGAUCAGGAACAAGAUCCGUGCCAUAGGGAAGAUGGCCAAAAUGUUCCAAGUUUUACGGGAGGAGAGUGAGAACGUACUGACCCUGAAGGGACUGACACCCACUGGCAUGCUGCCCAGCGGAGUUCUGUCUGGAGGCAAGCAGACUCUGCAGAGCGCUACCAUUGAGGCCAUUGAAGCCAUCGAUCCUGUUGAGGACUCAGAAGCGAUCCGAGGCUUCUCUCCUCAACAUAAGAUCAAUAGCUUUGCGGAGGCCAAGGGUCUGGACCGGAUCAACGAGCGCAUGCCCCCCCGCCGUGAUGCCGUCAACAGUGUGGGUGUCUCCAUGGGCCGCAUGAACAUGGGGGAGCCCAACGGCACCGACAACAACAGCAAUAUACAGUGAUGGACACACACACAUUUAUACAUAAACACUAAUACACACAUAUAUAAAGUACAUACCCACACAUACACACAUUUAUACAUAAACACUAAUACACACAUAUAUAAAGUACAUACCCACACAUACACACAUUUAUACAUAAACACUAAUACACACAUAUAUAAAGUACAUACCCACACAUACACACAUUUAUACAUAAACACUAAUACACACAGAUAUAAAGUACAUACCCACAAACAUACUUAGACAUGCACUUAAACAAGGAUCAUACAGAACACACAGUCAACAUAUAGACCUACACGUACACAGUAAUGGUACACACACCAUCCUCCUCCGCCUCCCCUGGCCUGUUGCUCCCCAGCCCUUCUCUCUACCCGUUUGACAAGACUGUGCCAUGGAUGGAUCAGACCUCCUAUCGGACAAACUGUACUGCAGGUUCCAUCACUCCCUGACCUGGUCACACACUACUACCGACCCCUGACCUGACCACCUGACCACACUACACUACGGAACACUCUACUGGACGUUCUGGAACACUCCAAUGCAAAACAAAGAGAUAAUGUUCUGUUCUAAUUGUGUAGUGGGGCUGACUGGGGGACAGAUGUUACCUUUCUGUUAUGUUGGGGACAGAGGGAG